CUCUCUCUUCCCUUUUGCCAUCAGUCUCAAAGUAAGGGAAGGGAAGCCUGAAAGCCCAACCAAACCAAUCCCAUCUCUCCUUAUCCUUCUCUCUCUAAAAAGGAAGGCAUCCAACUCAAUCAGAGAAGGAGAUUACUCAAAACUAGAGAGAGAAAGUGAUAAAAGAAGCAAGCAGGUAUUUUGUUGUUCUUUUGUUGAGGGUGUGUUCAAAAGCCAAAGCAAGAGCACUCCUCAUCCCCCUAUAUUAGCCAGCCUCCCUUUGAAGUAGCAGCAAGAACAAGCUGUCCCUUUCCCUCUCCUCUCCCGCUGCCACUUCCUCUCUCCAUCUCUCAUCAAGCCUUGGAGCCAAAUGGCUCAUGAGAUGGCUGCUUUCUUCGGCGCUGCUCUGCCGGCUGCGACUCUUGCUCCGUUCCAGGAGGAGCAGCAUCAAGUCGUCGCGGAGGAGGGGUACCAUGUGGAGGAGGUGGAGGAGGGCAGGGGCCAUGGCCACGGCGGCGGCUGCGGGGGGCAGGGAAAGCUGUGCUCGAGGGGCCACUGGCGGUCCGCCGAGGACGCCAAGCUGAAGGAGCUCGUCGCGCAGUACGGCCCCCGGAACUGGAACCUCAUCGCCGAGAAGCUCGACGGCAGAUCAGGGAAGAGCUGCCGUCUGCGGUGGUUCAACCAGCUGGACCCGCGGAUCAACCGGAAUGAGUUCUCGGAGGGGGAGGACGAGCGGCUGCUGGCGGCGCAGCGCGCCUACGGCAACAAGUGGGCGUUCAUCGCCCGCCUCUUCCCCGGCCGCACGGACAACGCCGUCAAGAACCACUGGCACGUCAUCACGGCGCGCAAGCAGUCCGGCGUUCUCCGACGCCGCAAGCCGUCUAGUUCGUCCUCCUCGUCGUCGACCCCCGCGCCGCCGUACUUCGUGCCAGCCGUCGCCAUCCACCACCACCACCAUCAUCACUACGGCUCCCCUCCCCUGCCGUUCCACGCCGGCAGCGCGCACGCGCAGCAGCACGGCGUCGCUGCGGCGCCGGCGGCGGUCACCCGCGCGUACAGCGGCGGCGGGUCCGAGGAGUCCGCGUCCACCUGCAUCACCGACCUCUCCCUCGGCUCCACCGGCGGCGCCGUCCCCUGCUUGUACCAGAGCUACGACAUGGUUCCGCACGCCUCCGCGCCCGCGCCGGCCGCGUUCGCGCCGAGCGCCCGCUCCGCCUUCUCCACCCCUUCGCCGGCGCAGCGGCACCGAGCGGCGGCCUCCGACGACAACGGCGAUAAGCGCGGCCUGCCAUUCUUCGACUUCCUCGGCGUCGGCACGACAUGAUCAGAGUCCUGGCCGGGGUGGCGGUGGUGUACAGGUGGAGGCGGUCAAAGAUCGAAUCCCCAGUCAUUAAAGAUGAACCCAAAGCUAAUUUUUUUCUUAACCUUCAUCUAAAUUGUCUUAGGAUCCUCUAAGCAUAGUGUCUGAAAUCCGUGCUCCUUCUGUUGUGGACAAUGGAAUCUUGUAUCCCAGUAACUAUGGCUUCUACUGUAUGCUCGUGAAACGCAUGAAUUUCAAUGAAA
This is a messenger RNA of Phragmites australis (common reed), 1542 nucleotides long. RefSeq names its product transcription factor CSA-like. The record is from RefSeq and is a predicted model, not a curated record. The transcript is spliced from 3 exons. Lineage: Eukaryota; Viridiplantae; Streptophyta; Magnoliopsida; Poales; Poaceae. Bases 350 to 1303 code for a protein of 317 amino acids. Gene Ontology annotation, molecular function: RNA polymerase II cis-regulatory region sequence-specific DNA binding; DNA-binding transcription factor activity, RNA polymerase II-specific. Gene Ontology annotation, cellular component: nucleus. Gene Ontology annotation, biological process: regulation of DNA-templated transcription.